CUGGCUUUUGAACAUUAUUCACAUCAGUGACUUGGAAGAGGGAGGCGCAGCACCGCAUACAAGGAGAGAUGAUCAAGCUACCAAAAUGGUUGAGCCGCAAGAAGAGCAAUGCGUCGUCGAUUCCUCCCGGUAUCCCCCCCUCUGCUGCGAUGACUGCUCCGCUGCGGUCCCAGAGCUCUCUAAGUGUGCCGACGGCGUCUCGUCUGCAAGGCAAUGGCUCGACACUCCAAACGACCGCCCCUCCCAGCCAACCUCAACCAGAACCGCUGCCGUUCCAACACCCGCUUUACUCGAUGGACGUCGACGGCAUGAUCCGAUUCAAAGCGACGGGGAAACAACUCGAUGAGAACGACAUCGCUAUCCAUCAAGAAGAAAUCCUCAACGCUGUCGUCGGGUACGUACAAGACACGAUGAAGCGCGAGAUGGGGUUCCAGGAAGUGUACCUACCUUCAAACAGCCCCCAGCACCUCAAAUGUAACGUGUUUGUGUCGUCCAACUACCUCACCGCCAAGAAACUCGUGCUCUUCGUCGCCGUGUCCCGCGGCCUCUCUCCCGGCAUUUGGAGUCGAGGCCUCAUCUUGAACUCUGGCGUCCGUGCAGGCUCCAUGCUCGCGUACUUCCGCAAGGCGCUGGACGAAGGCUACGGAAUCAUCGUCCCGAACCCAAACAAGAACGCAGUCAUGAUGCGCGAUUCCAACAAGAAAGUCCCGAUUCCAGGGUCGGCAUCGCCCGAAGAGCACAUGGACUCUGUCUGGGACGCGUUCGUGUCUCCUGCCGACGCCAAGCGCGUGUUUUUCAUCGGGUACUCGUACGGGGGCGUGUUGGUCAAGUACCUGCUGCAUUCCCGCGGCGAAGCGCUUCUCCGUCGGAAUGGCGCCGUCGCGUUGAUCGAGUCGUCCCAUCGUAUCGAAGACGGCGACUCCCAGACCGUCAAGUCCCUCCUGGCCCAUCGCGCCAUGUACUGGGAAGUGAACCACGACGUGCCCCUCCAAGCCAAAAUGGACGGCGACGCGCCGUACCGCACCGGGUGCACAUGCCUCUCGGCGGGCAAACCCCCCCGGGUGCUCACGAAUCACUACUUUGUGGCCGCGUUUUGCAUCAAGACCGUCAUGGACCCCCUCUUCCGUUUCCUAAACGUCCGUGAUGCCACGACCUAUGUUGACACGGAAAAGAACCGACCGGCCGACUUGCCGCCGCCUCCGCCUGCAUCGAUUGACGACGGCGGCGGCAUCUACACCAUGGACACGUCCACCAACACGUUCCGUCCCGACAUGAAGCGCACGCAAAGCGGCAAGUUCAACAACCCUGGCAGCGAGAAACACUGCAACCUGUGCUUGUUUCACUUUACGUUCUUGGACCGCCGCCACCAUUGCCGCAUGUGCCAUCGCGCCGUAUGCAAUGCGUGCUCCCGCGACCGGCUGUUCAUGCCAGGUGCAUCCACCGCCCAGCGCGCAUGCACGGACUGCGCGUCGGACGGCAACAAGCCAUUCCCGCCCCCCGAGAGUCUCCUGCGCCAGCAAUCGGGCGGCAGCAACGUCGGCAGCAACUCGACGCGCGCCAACUCGAGCGGCAGCAACGCCGACCAGCUAGCCACCGACCCCCGCGAAGACCGGAACCGUUCGACGUCGUUUGGCGAAAAGCUGGCCAAGUCAAAGUUGGGCGUAGAGGACUUUGACCUGCUCAAAGUGAUCGGGAAGGGUGCGUUCGGCAAGGUCAUGCUCGUGCGCCGCAAGGACGAUGGAACAGAAGACAGCAUGACGGGCGCCACGUACGCGAUGAAGGUGCUCAAGAAAGCCAACGUGUUCGCCAAGAACCAAGUGGAGCAUACCAAGUCGGAGCGCCGCAUCCUUCGCGACAUCGACCAUCCGUUCGUCGUGCGGCUGCGGUAUGCGUUCCAGACCGAAGAUAAGCUGUACCUGGUCAUGGACUACUACACGGGCGGCACACUCUUCUUCCACUUGCGCAAGUCGCGCAAGUUUUCCGAAAAGCGCUCGCGGUUUUACGCGGCGCAACUGCUCGUAGCCAUGGGGCACCUCCACGACGUCAACAUUGCGUACCGCGACCUCAAGCUCGAGAACAUCCUCAUGGAUGACAAGGGGUACGUGGCGCUGACCGACUUUGGGCUGUCCAAGGAGAACGUGGACGUGCCCGAUGGCGCCAAGACGUUCUGCGGCACGGCCGAGUACAUCGCGCCGGAGCUGCUCAAGGGUCUGAGCUACGGCAAACCCGUCGACUGGUGGGGCUUUGGCACGCUCUUGUUUGAAAUGAUGACGGGGCAGACUCCGUUCUUUGACAAGAACCGCAAAAAGAUGUUUCACAACAUUUUGCACCGCGACGUGAUUUUCACGCCCGCGUUUUCCGAGGACGCCAAGGACCUGUUGACCAAACUGCUGUUGAAGGACCCGGCCAAGCGACUGGGAAGCGGCCCAUCCGGCGCGCAGGAGAUUAUGGACCACCCGUUCUUUGCCAGCAUCGAUUGGGAUAAAUUAUUGCGCAAGGAAGUGGACGCGCCGUUCAAACCCGUGGUCACGAACGAGCUCGACACAGGCAACGUUGCCCCCAUCUGGACGCGAGAAACCCCCCGCGAUUCCCCUGUGACGUCCCAGCAACUGGGCGCCACCGCGCGAGCCGCCAACCAUUUCGAAGAUUUCACAUACAUGCCGUCCAAUGAAAUGACGAAAAACGUUUGACCAACCUGAUUUGGUCGCUCCGUCUGCUACCUGCCGCUGCUGCUGUCAUCCAUCGUGACUUGUACUCUACGUAUAAUAUUUACAAUACAAGUUAUACGUCAUGCA
Aphanomyces astaci is the source of this 2795-nucleotide messenger RNA. Its product is annotated as AGC/AKT protein kinase. The record is from RefSeq and is a predicted model, not a curated record. Lineage: Eukaryota; Oomycota; Saprolegniomycetes; Saprolegniales; Verrucalvaceae. Gene Ontology annotation, molecular function: protein serine/threonine kinase activity; metal ion binding; ATP binding. Bases 69 to 2690 code for a protein of 873 amino acids. Gene Ontology annotation, biological process: protein phosphorylation. The transcript is spliced from 3 exons.